This is a messenger RNA of Mercenaria mercenaria, 942 nucleotides long. Its product is annotated as peroxisomal membrane protein PMP34-like. Gene Ontology annotation, cellular component: peroxisomal membrane. Gene Ontology annotation, biological process: transmembrane transport. The transcript has 8 exons. Bases 85 to 942 code for a protein of 285 amino acids. NCBI's taxonomy places the organism in Eukaryota, Metazoa, Mollusca, Bivalvia, Venerida, Veneridae. Gene Ontology annotation, molecular function: NAD transmembrane transporter activity; AMP transmembrane transporter activity; coenzyme A transmembrane transporter activity. The record is from RefSeq and is a predicted model, not a curated record.
CCGGAAGUGACGGGUCAAGAUCUAGUUCGUUAACUUUCUGUUUUUACAAAUGCCAGCUCAUCUGAAUGUUUCCGGGAAAACAGAAUGGCACGCAUACGAAUUGCCAGCUUUAUGAAUGACUCAGAAGUGAAGUUAUUCUUUACAAAUUCAGAGGAAGCAGUGAUGAAACCUGGAGUUUUUACUUACUCCAAUCUUGUACAUGCAGUUGCAGGAGCUGUGGGAAGCGUUGUUGGAUUGACUGUGUUUUUUCCUCUUGAUACUGCAAGGACAAGACUUCAAGUUGACGAGAAACGAAAAGCAGAUUAUUCUUAUGCUGUUAUUUUAGAUAUUAUAAAACAAGAAGGAUUCUUGUCACUGUACAGGGGUCUUAUUCCAGUUGUUACUACCCUAUGUUGCUCAAACUUUGUAUACUUCUAUACCUACAAUUGCCUAAAAGCAGUAUUUUUAGCAGAUGGGGUCAAGCCAGACCCCUUUAAGGAUCUUGGUUUCGCAUUUAUAUCAGGUGUGGUAAAUGUUUUAGUUACUACACCACUAUGGGUUGUGAACACUCGCUUGAAGCUUCAAGGAAUCAAGUUUCAGACUGAAGAGUACAGAGGUGAUAAACAAGUCAGAUAUAAUGGUAUUAUAGAUUGUCUUAGAAAGAUAGUGAAAAAUGAAGGUGUUUUUGCACUAUGGAAUGGUACUAAACCUUCACUGAUUCUGACCAGUAAUCCAGCCAUACAGUUCAUGGUGUAUGAAACAGUCAAACGCUACUUCCAGAAAAAAUUACACCAAAAUGAAUUGAGUGGACUUCUAUAUUUUAUCAUUGGAGCAAUAUCAAAGACAGUAGCUACAGUGGUCACGUAUCCAUUACAGAUACUACAGUCCAGACAGAGGGCUGGUUACAACAAAGAGAAUCAAACAAAGAGCAUGGUUCAAGCUUUCCAGGAUAUCUUGGGGUAA